CUGCGAUGUCCCCUGCUUACUAGUUCCCUUUCCUCAGGGUCGAUAUUUCUCACAUACUAUUGUAUCUCUGCACAUAUAUAUCUUCUCCUAAUAUUGCCAUCUCCUCGUUUGUUGGGGUGGCGCUCUUCCGUUAAUCCAGCGUCGCCGCAUCCCAACCCCCGUGGUCUGGCCCGCACCACGAUCCGGUGGGUUGCGGUCUUCUUGCAAUGAGCUUGACUUCGCGUGUCUUGGGCUUCUUUGCGACGACAGAGUCACCUUCGUCAGAUCCCUCCGUGUCCACACCCUCUUCUCAGAAUGGCCCGAUUGACUCCCGUUCAACGACGCCGAUAAGCGCAACCAGCGACCAUCAUCUUCAGAAUGCACAUAUCCACCAUGACGAGGAGGAGGAGCCUCGUCCGCCAUACCUACACGCAAUGUUUGCCGGAGGCAUCGGUGGCACCUGUGGUGACAUGCUCAUGCACUCCUUAGAUACUGUCAAAACCCGUCAACAGGGUGACCCCCAUUUCCCUCCCAAGUACACCUCGAUGACCUCCUCAUAUGCGACCAUCUACCGACAAGAGGGUAUCCUCCGCGGUCUGUAUGGUGGAGUGACUCCUGCGCUCUUCGGAUCAUUCCCGGGUACCGUCAUCUUCUUUGGAACUUACGAGUACACCAAACGUAUCAUGUUGGAUGCGGGGAUUAACGCGAAUUUAGCGUAUCUUUCUGGUGGCUUCUUCGCGGACUUGGCUGCCUCGAUUGUCUACGUUCCCUCGGAAGUGUUAAAAACUCGCCUGCAAUUACAGGGGCGCUAUAAUAAUCCUCAUUUCAACUCCGGAUACAACUAUCGCUCGACUACGGAUGCGCUGCGCACAAUUAUUCGUCAGGAAGGAUUUCCCGCGCUGUACUACGGAUACCGGGCGACGAUUUACCGUGACCUUCCCUUCUCCGCGCUUCAGUUUGCCUUCUACGAACAAGAGCAGCGGCUCGCAAAAGAAUGGGUGGGCUCCCGCGACAUCGGACUCGGCCUGGAGAUCCUGACGGCCGUUACCGCGGGUGGUAUGGCGGGUGUGUUGACAUGCCCGAUGGACGUGGUCAAGACACGUAUUCAGACCCAGCAGAAUCCCGAGAGCACGCCAUCAACUCGUCCGUCGGGCUCUUCGCAUUCGGCAGCGGAUCAUGCAUCGACCAAAGAGGGACCGCGCCACCAGGCGGCGUCGCAUACGACGUCGAGCCUCCGCACGCAUUCGCGCCCAAUCUCCACCUCGGGAGCCUCCACGUCGGUUAAUCCGCCCGGGGCUCCCCGUUUGGACACAUCAUCGUUCUUCACUGGCUUGAAGAUGAUCUACCAGACGGAAGGCCUCGCAGGCUGGUUCCGCGGGGUUGGGCCUCGUGGUGUGUGGACCAGCAUCCAAAGUGGAACGAUGUUGGUGAUGUACCAAUACUUGCUGAAAAAAUUUGAGGAGUGGGAAAACAGAAAGGAGUUUGACCCUCUUUGAAUUUGAGCUGAGGCUCGGACAGGUCAUUGUCCGCUGUAGAGAGAAAAGGGAGGAAGCUGGAGCAUAUUGAUGCAUCCUCGACGGGGUCUAUUGGGAGGGCGUUCCGGCAGGGGUGCGGCAUGACCAUUUAUUUUACUCAUUUCUUUUUCUUUUUCUUUUUUUUUUUUUUUCUUUCUGUGUCUUUUCU
This is a messenger RNA of Aspergillus saccharolyticus JOP 1030-1, 1662 nucleotides long. RefSeq names its product putative mitochondrial carrier protein. Gene Ontology annotation, biological process: magnesium ion export from mitochondrion. The record is from RefSeq and is a predicted model, not a curated record. Gene Ontology annotation, molecular function: magnesium ion transmembrane transporter activity. The transcript has 3 exons. Lineage: Eukaryota; Fungi; Ascomycota; Eurotiomycetes; Eurotiales; Aspergillaceae. The coding region runs from base 207 to 1475 and encodes 422 amino acids.